UCGCGUGAAUUUCUCCAUUCUGCUGAAAAUUAGCCGUUUGUUGGGCGGCAGGGGGUUCCUAAUCUGCAAAUGCGCGUUCCAAAUCUCUUCUGGUGACUUCCUCCCUGUGCCACCGCGUGAGGCCCAAGACCUCAACGCCCUACGUCCGUUCGUAGCGGCCUUUGCGCUCUACCUCUGUGCGAGGGCCAGCGCCUCUCCAACAGCCCAGCCUCACUUCGUCCGUGUUCGCGGCCUGCAGCGCUCCGCCCGGCCGCUCGUCAGCCCCGGCCGCCAUGUACGAGCGUGAGAAGACGCUGCUGCUGACGCACUCGUGCGCGGCCGGCGCCAACAGUCUGGCCGUGCGCCGCACCGCCGACGCCACCUGGCUGGCCUGGCCUCACCAGAACCAGAUAUCGCUGGUCAAGCUGGCCGACGAGACGGUCGAGUCACGCGCAGUCAGCGGCCGCUCCGAGGAGGACGGCCAGACCGUGCUGCAGGUCCGCUGGUGUGAGCUGAAGAACUGGACCUACCUGGUGGCGGCCUGCUCCAACAGCGUCGACUUCUACAACCAGCACGCCUCCAUGCUGCUGUUCUCGUUCCCCUACACGCAGGAGGGCGCGCGCUGCUUCACCAGGGGCCUGGCCGCGUUUCUGGGCAAGGCCUGCGUCGGGACGUCGGACGGCUCGCUGCUGGUGUUCCAGUCGGACUCUGGCGCCGAGGGCGAGCUGCACCUGGGCCAGCGGGUCCGCAUGCACGCCAGCGCCAUCUGCGCGCUGGCCGCCGACGAGCGACACCUGGUGUCGGCCGACGAGACGGGCAACAUCGUGCAGUGGGCCGGCAAGGGCAGCGAGGUGGCGCGGCUCCGGCAGAUCGACCACUACGGGGCGCCGUGCACCGCGCUGACGCUGACCGAGCUGUACGUGGUGGCCGCGUACGGCUCGGGCCACCUGCGCCUUUUCAACCGCGAGUCGGGCCAGAUCCGCGCCGAGGCCACGGCGCACGCGCGCUGGAUCACCGGGCUCGACCUGGCGCCCGAGAGCGGACUGCUGCUGACCGUCGCCGAAGACGCGCUCGUCAAGGUCUGGAAGGUGGCCGACUCUGCCACGCCGCUGACGCACAAGUUCACGGAGCGCGAGGCGAACGCUCGCCUGGUGGGAGCCGGAUUCCUGCGCUCCGACGGCGCCACCUUCGGCCUGGCCGCCUACGACCAGAAGCAGCUCUUCUGCUACGCCAUGUAGGGCCGGCGGCGCCCGAAGUUCGCGGCGCGCCGUCGGUGGCGGUGGCGCCCUCCCCCGCUCCCUGACCUGUGA
This is a messenger RNA of Pollicipes pollicipes, 1289 nucleotides long. RefSeq names its product WD repeat-containing protein 54. The transcript has 6 exons. Bases 273 to 1217 code for a protein of 314 amino acids. The record is from RefSeq and is a predicted model, not a curated record. Gene Ontology annotation, molecular function: protein binding. Gene Ontology annotation, cellular component: nucleolus. Lineage: Eukaryota; Metazoa; Arthropoda; Thecostraca; Pollicipedomorpha; Pollicipedidae. Gene Ontology annotation, biological process: ribosomal large subunit assembly; Notch signaling pathway.